AUGGAUGUUGAUGUGAUAUUUGUGAUUGGAGUCAGUGGAUGCGGAAAAACGACCGUUGGUCGACAACUUGCUGCACGCAUAGGCUAUACUUACAAGGAUGGAGAUGAUUUUCACUCGGAAUCCAACUUAGCGAAGAUGAAAGCUGGAAUUCCACUUAAUGACGAAGAUCGUAUGCCAUGGUUGACAUCGAUUGGUGAAUACUGUAGAACUCAUAAAAACGUCGUGAUAAGUUGUUCUGCUUUACGCGUUCAGUAUCGGAAUAUAUUGAGGAAGAAUGUUCGCUGCCGAUUCAUAUUCCUUAAUGUGACCAGUAUACUCUGUGAAUCUCCACUGAAUCCUCCAUCUCCUUGUUGUUUUCAACAAUUCUACGUUUUUCUACCUCCAGAUUAUUCAAGUUUGUUUCUUUUAUAUUCUUUUAUAUUUCUUUUUCUCAGACAGCUUUUGGAAACUCGUCUGCGGAAAAGAGUAAAUCAUUUUAUGCCUACUUCUCUUCUGGACAGUCAACUUGCCACUCUAGAAGGUCCUACUAAAGAAAACGAUGUUGUGAGUAUAACGAUACAGGAAGAAAUACCUGAUCUCAUUGAGAUAAUAUUAAGAUAUCUAGGAUAUAGAUAG
Angiostrongylus costaricensis is the source of this 615-nucleotide messenger RNA. The record is from the annotation of a GenBank genome assembly. NCBI's taxonomy places the organism in Eukaryota, Metazoa, Nematoda, Chromadorea, Rhabditida, Metastrongylidae.